Molecule: messenger RNA, 2249 nt
Organism: Vespa mandarinia (Asian giant hornet)
Lineage: Eukaryota; Metazoa; Arthropoda; Insecta; Hymenoptera; Vespidae
Gene: bnb
Product: bangles and beads
Source: RefSeq, a predicted model, not a curated record
CCAUCUCGACACACGACCCAACCUUCAUCCCGAUCACCACGGUACUUUGCAAACGAGCGUUAUCGCACGCGCGCGACGACCAUUCGCGAGUAUAUAUAUAUAUAUAUAUAUAUAUGUAUAUAUAUAUACAUAUAUAUGUAUUAGAUAGCCAAAUCAUAUCGUAGAGAGAAAUAAAGAGAAAGAGGGAGAUACAUACAAUCGGUAUUCUAUCGGUUCUCGUGGAGUUUCUCGCGUCGAAUCAAAGGAGCAAAGAGGAAGAAGACUCGCUUAUUGCCGUUGGUUGUUGGUGCUUUUCCCCACGUCCGUUGUAACGAGUUUGACGAUAGAGGAAGAUUAAAAUAACAUCGAUCAAGAUGAUGAAGCUCGUCCUAAUAUCGAUGGUGUGCUUGCUGGGAGCAAGGGCUGCUCCCUUGGCGAAUCAUCACGAAGCAGAAGCACCUCCGACCGUGGUACCGCUCGAAAAAGCAGCCACCGCGAAUUCCGAAGAAGCCGCUAAUGUCUCCUCCGAUACUGCCGCGUCUUCGAUCGCACCAGCAGAACCGUCAUCGGCGCCAGCUCUUGUGGAAAGCGCAGAGGCUAAAGCAGAACUUCCGGCCGAAGCUCAAUUACCGAAUCCGAAAAGCGAGAAUUCUCAGCAACCUCAAUCCUCCUCCUCAUCCCAGGAAAAGAAGGAGGAGGAAUCUAAGCCGAUAGCUCGCGAGGCAUCAUUGGAGCAAGCUAACGAAAAAAAGGAACUCCCUGAACAAAAUGCCGAAGCACAAGUCGCGCCGCAGCCACCGCAACAACAACAGUCUGGAGAGGUUAAGAAGGAGGAUGAAAGUCUGAAGGAAGCAGCGUCCGAAGUGAAGGAAACUAUACAAGCUACGUCACGCGAGGCACAACCACAAGCACCAGCUGAAGCGUCCGAGAAGAAGGAGCAAGCAGCACCGGCCGAAGGGAAGAGCGCCGAAUCCAGCGAGGAGUCCCAAGAGAAGAGAGAUGUAGCAGCGAAGGAGGAGGAGCCAAAAGAAAAAGAGAAAAAAUCCGUGGAACAAGCGGAAAGUUCUUUACUGAAGGCAGGAGCUGUGCCAGCAUCUGUUGAAAGUCAAGCUCAAGAAGCCGAGAAGACGGUUGAAAAUUCGAACGAAGCCAAUAAGAACGAGGAGCCAUUGAAAGAGGAAGUCAAGGCCGAGGAGAAACCAGAUCGUGUGACUCGCGAUGCCGAGGAAUUUGUAUCAACUGUAAUACUCGAGAAAUCUCCGAUUAAUGAUGAUGCAGGCAACAAAGAUCAAGAGGGCGAAAAGAAGAAUCAAACUGAGGAAAAGAAUGGUAGCGUAGCAUCCGAAAGUACAGCCGCAGAGAUCGAAAAACCGAUAGAACCAGCGAGCUCUUCCUCGUCAAAUGGCAAUCAAAAGGAAGAUGUUAAAGAUGGCGAUAAGUCGGUUGCGUUGCCUCAAGCCGAGAAGGAAGCUAAGAGCGCUGAAUCCGAGGAAGCGACAAAGGAACAGAAACAAUCCCAAAGUGGUGCGGCCGACGCUGCCGCAAAACCAGAGGAAUCUAGCCAGAUCAAGCGAGAUGCUUCUGCGGCGGAAGAGGAACAGGCGAAAUCAAAAACUGAAGAAUCUCUGAAACAAGAGACCAAACCGGAAGUAGCCGCCACCGCCGUUCCUGCUGCUGCUCCUGCCGCUGCUCCUGGCAUCGCCACUGAUGUAAAGGAACGCUCGAAGGAAUCCUCUUCUGAAGAAGACAAAUCGGUCGAAAAGGAAGACGCUAAGAAUAGCAGCGAAGAGGACGAUGACGAUGACAAAAAAUCCUCCUCCGAGGAAAAAUCGUCAAAAGCGAUAGAGGAAUCAAAGCCAGAGUUGUUGCCAAAACCUGAAGAAGUAAAGGACGCGAACGUUGACUCGUCGACCCAGUUGAAGGCUCUCUCAUCUUCCUCUUCUGCACAAGAGGAUAAUAGUCCGUCACUCCUUCAGAGCAGUAACGCCAGCAAAAAGAGCGAGGAGAACAGCAGCCAGAGUAACAGCGAGGAGAAGAGCGCCUCAUAAAGGGACGAUGCUCGUUGACACGAUCGGCAAGAAAUGCACGAGACCAUCCCCGAAGGAAGAUCGAUCAAGAUAGAGGAAAAGAGGGAGAGAGGAAGAAUCGCCGAGUGUGAACGACUGAAUGUCAGGUCAAGAUUAUAGGAAAGAAAGAUAUUAAACAACAAAAAAAAUUACAAAUUAAUUAAAAAAAAAAAAAAAAAAGAAAAAAGAAAAAAAAUAAAGAGA